AUGGUCGAUCCCGUGGAAUGUUCGGGCGUCUACAUUGACGACCGAGUCCGAUCGGAAAGAUGGGUGCGUCGAAAUUCCAUCGACACAUCGACCCUGUCGUCAAUCGGGUCCUUGAAUCUUCCUGAGGAACCGGAAGCGCUACAGGCCGAUGUAGAGCACCUGUUGGGUGUGUGUAAAAUGAUCUACCUAUGCCAGACCGGAUCCUCCUUUGCCAACAAACUUGCCGAGCUCAGUGACCGAUCAGGCAGUGAUUGUCCUCCGAUAUUUGCGUUCUUUGGCAUUGAUUUUGGCAGUGAUGAGUCAAAUCUGGCCCGACGCAAGGCGAGCCGGGCCUCGUGGACGGACAAUGCGCCCCCAUCCCCGGGAUCCAUUCAGCGUACUUUCACUUUCUCCUCACACUUAGAUGAAGCGCCCGGCCUAGCGCUUCUUUCCGGCGUUUCUACCGAUAUACAAGUUCAUGAUGGGCCGAACCUUGUCAUUCCCAUCGCCAUCCUGCGCGCCGCUGGCUCGGACGCGUCUGGCGAUCCCACAUCGGAGCCAAUCAGCGAGCCGCAAGCUCGGAAUCCAGUGACUCUCGAGCACAAACAAAUCGCAAGGUGCCUCGAUGCCGGCGCGGUGGAUGUCCUGAUGACCCCACUUGAUCGGUCCCGGAUCCAGGGGUUGGUCGUCCAUGCAUAUCGGACCCGGCGGACCGCCCAGAAGGAGAUGUCUCGGUUUUUAGCGCGGAAGAAGUUGCGCAAGCUUUCUUGGGUUGGGGUUCAUGAGGAAGAGCCAUAUUCCUAUCUGAGAGAGGCGAUGGUAUCCAAACUCAUGAAAGGAAUCUGCAAUCCCGAGGAAAUCAUUGAUGAUUUUCAAGAACCCGAUCUUGAUGUGGGACCUGAGCGUGCCAUCUAUAUCAAGGAACAAGUUGGCAGAUGGGAAUUCUCGGCACAUGAGUUUUCGGAGGAUGAACUAGUCUUUGCUGCCUGUGAGAUGAUUUCUCAUGCCUACGAUAUGCCCGGGUUAGAACAUUGGCGGUUGACUCCAGGGGAGCUGCAAACGUUCUUGCUCGCCUGUCGGGCUGCUUACAACUCCUUCGUCCUCUACCACAACUUCCGCCACGCCAUUGAUGUUCUGCAGUCGGUCUUUUGCUUCCUGCUUCGCAUUGGCGCUUUGCCUCCCUACAAACCGAUUGGUCAAAACACCGUAUCGCAAACUCCCAUUGCUACUCUUCUCACUCCUUUCGACGCUCUUACGCUCCUCAUCUCUGCGAUUGGCCAUGAUGUUGGUCACCCUGGUGUCAACAAUUUCUUCCUUGUCAAGCUCAACGCACCCUUGGCUCAAUUGUACAACGAUAACUCCGUCCUCGAAGCUUUCCAUUGCGCCGCCUUCUCCCAGAUUCUUCGUCGUCACUGGCCCGCUGCUUUCAAAGACAAGCAACUUCGAAAGCUCCUCAUCAGUUCCAUUUUGGCAACCGAUAUGGGCGUACACCAGAAGUUUAUGGAACGGAUGGGUUUCUUGGAGGAGAAGUUUUAUGAGAACGGCAAGUCAGUUGAUGGCUGGAAGCCCCAAGAUAUCGAAAUGUACAAGACUCUGCUGUGUGGUUUGUUGAUUAAAUGUGCCGAUAUCAGCAACGUGGCGCGGCCCUGGAAAAUUGCAGAAAAAUGGACUCUGAUUUUACAAGAGGAGUUUGCCAACCAGGGCGAGAUGGAGAAGGAAGUGGGCAUGGAAACCGCGCUCUUUGGCGGUCCGCCAGAGCUGGGCAAUAUCUACAAAUUGGCUACGGGCCAAAUUGGAUUUAUGUCUAUUUUCGCUCUUCCACUUUUUGAAGGCAUCUCCGACCUUCUACCGCAGUUGCAAUUUACUGCUGAUCACAUUAAACAAAACCAGGCUCAGUGGAAACAACAUGCCAACGAUGAGCUACGGAAACAAGGUUUGCCUAUCGAGCAUGGUGUUCAGAGCACCGCGGUUUCCCCUCGUUCUCGCAGCCCGGCGGUACAGUCAGCCAAAUCUGAGGAGAGUACUCCAAAAGCUCUUCCUGUCCAGUCCACGGACGACUCAAAGGACGUAUUUCAUCCUCCUGGGUCAUCAGACUAUGGAACUUCACCUGAUGCAUAUAACGAGAACAACAUCGAGCCAGUAGUAUCGCCUGAUACACCAGGUCCUCAGAUCGAGAUUACAGGCAGCCCAAUCGUGCCGGAGAUUGCCUCCCGGAAAUCGUCUAGCGCGAUGCCAGACCUCUCAUACUUCUCGAUCCCCGGUGCGCCACAGUCAACAAGAGGGUCUGUGAGUACGCAGUAUCAUACAGCCUUGACCGAUACCACAAAUCGCCCCCCAGGGGACCCAGCCGUCUUGGCGGCUGUACUUUAUGCCAACUCAGCCACCAACGGUGGAGGUAUUCCCCCAAGCAUCACAGAUCGCGAUUAUACGAAUGAAUCUGCACCCGAGAGACCAAGCAGCUCCCGCCAAGGACCCACCUCAAGCUCAACCCGUCACCAUGCUCAUCACAGCUCGUCCGUCCGUACAUCUGGCCCGUCAAAUUCCAAUCGCAAUAGUUGCACACGGACGCACAGCGUCAGUACCUAUAGCAACAAUAUGACACCGAUCUCACCCGCGACUAAUGCCACGAGCUUCUUGCAUGUGGAUAGCGGGGACGAGAAACGGGUUUCGGAUGACAGCGCUCCUCAAAGCGACCUCGGAGCCCCAGAUGACAGCAGCACUCGUCCAAGCACGUCGUAUGCUUCGCAUGCAGGGGACCAGGAAAGUAACUAUAGUCGCAGCCCCAGCUGUGGUGUGGAGACAAGCCACUCACAUCCCGAUGAUGGAAGUCACAAAGAGUCAUCUCAUGCGACCGCAAAUGGCACCCGCAGCCCAACCCAGUCCACCACUACUGGCGAGAGCAUCAAAAAUGAAUUCCCGCAAGGAGUUCACGAGGACUCUCACAACGGUGUCUUGCGUCGCCUGCCCAAGCGCCGUAGUCGACUCCGGCUCGCGUUCUGGAAGCGCCGCAAUCACCAUCAGCAGGAAGUCCAUGGCGAGAGUUGA
Penicillium macrosclerotiorum is the source of this 3024-nucleotide messenger RNA. RefSeq names its product 3',5'-cyclic-nucleotide phosphodiesterase PDE2 (gene pdeB). Bases 1 to 3024 code for a protein of 1007 amino acids. Gene Ontology annotation, biological process: signal transduction. The transcript is spliced from 2 exons. NCBI's taxonomy places the organism in Eukaryota, Fungi, Ascomycota, Eurotiomycetes, Eurotiales, Aspergillaceae. The record is from RefSeq and is a predicted model, not a curated record. Gene Ontology annotation, molecular function: 3',5'-cyclic-nucleotide phosphodiesterase activity.